GUUGAUUCUUAUCAGUGAAGUACAAUCUUGUACACAGGCAACACACAGCUUGAUUGCACUGUAAACAUGUGGCUCGGUGCCGUCUUGUUUGGCCUUCUUCUGAAUGUUUUCCGAACUGAAGGGUCACCCGUACAGAGUUGUCAGUACGGCAUUCAGUUCUUCCACGUAGGGCAACAUUUCAUGAAGAACGAAUGUGAACCCUGCGUGUGUGACGUCAAUCUCGGCAUCUCCUGCGUCGCUAUUAUGUGUCAGAACAGCGCAUGCGUGGACGCUUUCCGGGAAUCCGGAGAGUGUUGUACUGUCUGUCCAAAUGGCCCCAACUGCCGUCAUGGUAACCAGGUUAUUCCUGCCGGGAAAGAGACCGUGAUUGGUGGGCAGACCUGCAAAUGUCCGGAUGUCAAAACGUACCCACCAACAUCGUUGGAUGCCAUUUGCGUGUAGCAUCAGAAUAACGUGUAUUAUAUCUGAUGUUAAAAAUAAAUGCAGCAGAGAUAUGUGA
Molecule: messenger RNA, 499 nt
Organism: Haliotis rubra (blacklip abalone)
Lineage: Eukaryota; Metazoa; Mollusca; Gastropoda; Lepetellida; Haliotidae
Product: von Willebrand factor C domain-containing protein 2-like
Exons: 2
Coding region: 67-441 (124 amino acids)
Biological process (GO): negative regulation of BMP signaling pathway
Cellular component (GO): AMPA glutamate receptor complex
Molecular function (GO): protein binding
Source: RefSeq, a predicted model, not a curated record